Molecule: messenger RNA, 550 nt
Organism: Aquila chrysaetos chrysaetos
Lineage: Eukaryota; Metazoa; Chordata; Aves; Accipitriformes; Accipitridae
Gene: PI3
Product: peptidase inhibitor 3
Exons: 3
Coding region: 59-283 (74 amino acids)
Cellular component (GO): extracellular region
Molecular function (GO): peptidase inhibitor activity
Source: RefSeq, a predicted model, not a curated record
GUUUAAAUGUCGGCAUGCCCCAGCUCUCCACGCUCGCAUCUCUCAGAGACACAGCAGCAUGAAGUCAGUGGCUGCUCUCUUCCUGGUGGGGAUGCUCAUCCUCUGGACAGAGCUGCCAACAGGCAGUGCCUCAUCCUGCCCACCCGUCCACAUCACCUGCGCGAUGGUCAACCCACCAAACCACUGCUACACUGACCGGCACUGUCCACGGUACAAGAAGUGCUGCCCAACCUUCUGCGGAAGGAGAUGCAUCUCGAGGCUACCUUCCGUCUCCUACGUGUGAGCUCCUGCUCCCAGGACAGACUGAGGGCUUUCUCAGCAUCACCGUGCCACCCAGGCACCAGCCAGCUGCCCAUACCUCUGCUAAGGCUUGUACUGCCCAAUGCCAGCUCCCAGAUAGACGGGGACAGCCACCAACUUGUGCUCAGAGACCACCUUGACUGCAGCACCGCUUCGCUGACAGCUGCCACACGGUGCUACGUGCCACCUGCUCGCCCUCUCCCUCUGCUUCCCCACUGCUGUUUUAACAAAUAAAAGAGCUUGUCCCAGG